Messenger RNA from Suillus discolor, 507 nucleotides. RefSeq lists its product as uncharacterized. The transcript has 2 exons. Bases 1 to 507 code for a protein of 168 amino acids. Lineage: Eukaryota; Fungi; Basidiomycota; Agaricomycetes; Boletales; Suillaceae. The record is from RefSeq and is a predicted model, not a curated record.
AUGCAGCCCUCGCUUGUCUUCAAGACACUCCUUUCCUUUAUCGUUAUUGCGGCAGCAUAUCCCACACCAUCGGUGAUGGAGCUUUCUUCUUUGGCUAAGCGUGGGGGGCUUGGUUCUAACCUCGUUGGUUAUUUGGACACUAGGUCCCCCAACGAUGUUAGUCAACCUAGCGUGCCCGGCGGCCCUCCCAACAGCGACGUUUACUACUUGAACACUCGGGCCCCUGACGAUAGUCGCUCCAGCAUUCCUUCCAACACUCCUUCCACCGGUCCUUCCACCACUUCUGGUAAUUCUAACGACCCCAGUCACUCCAGUCACUCCAGCAACACUGCUAAUACCAACGUCGAGUACUUGAGCGUUCGGGCUCCCGACGACAAUACUAGUCACUCCAGCAAUUCUGCCAGUAGUGACGCUGACUAUUUGAGCGUUCGGGCCCCCGACGUUAGCAACACCAGCAACCCUUCUAAUACUUCCAAUAGCAACGGCGAUCAGAGCGAUGGCGACUAG